UUAACUAUCAUUAAGUAGGUAUUCUUCUAGAACGCUGUGCUAACUCACUCCCGAACUCUCAGUUCGUUUCGUGCUAUCCUUGAUAAAAGGGAAAGUUCGAGAAAAAUUCCCGUUUUGCUUUUCUCUUUUUGGCCUUCGUUUCCACAAUGGUUCCGUUUCCUGUUUGUUUGCUGAGAAAGGACGGUUCUAACUCUUGCUUCUACCGAGAUUUCAAAAUUUCUGUUCAUUUUGUUGCGAUUUCUCUGCCGCCAAACAGUUUCGUAUCGAUCUAGUUGCAGAGCGACUGUGAAACCCUAGAUUGCAUCAUUUGUCGACAAAUACGAAUUUCUGAAGUUUAAGUAACAGAAAGAAUUCGAUUCUGUUCCUAAUUCGGCAAUGGCGGGAUCGGUUCACUUCUCUGGUGUUAGAACUCCCUUGUUGAUAAAAAAGGCGUGCUUCUCGCGCUUUCCAUCGCUAUCAAAAUCAUCAAAUCGGAUCGAAUUCUCGGCGUCCGCCAUUUCUUCUUCUGGAUUAUUUGCGGCAUUUGGGGAUGGUUGUAGAAGGAGAGUGUUGAGAGUUGGAUGCAAGAAAGGAGUUGAAGCCGUGCUGAGAGAGGAAGCGAGUGAGAACGAGAGUUCGGAUGACAAUGUGGAGAAGUUGGCAUGUGUGAUGAAGUUUGGUGGAUCUUCGCUGGCUUCGGCUGAGAGGAUGAGAGAGGUUGCUGAUCUUGUUCUUCAAUUCCGUGAUGAAAGGCCUGUCAUUGUUCUUUCUGCCAUGGGAAAGACUACUAACAAUCUUCUACUGGCUGGAGAGAAGGCUGUGAGUUGCGGUGUUUCUAAUGCAUCCGAAAUUGAUGAGCUGAGUUUGGUAAAGGAACUGCAUCUAAGGACUGUACAAGAGCUUGGGCUUGAUAGUUCUGUUAUUUCUGGACAUUUAGAAGAAUUGGAGCAACUUCUGAAGGGAAUAGCCAUGAUGAAAGAGCUGACAUUCCGCACAACAGACUAUUUAGUUUCAUUUGGAGAGUGCAUGUCCACAAGAAUUUUUGCAGCCUAUUUGAAUAAAAUUGGUGCUAAAGCACGCCAAUAUGAUGCGUUUGAUAUUGGCUUUAUAACCACGGACGACUUCACAAAUGCAGACAUCUUGGAAGCAACUUACCCAGCUGUUGCAAAGAGGUUAUAUAAUGAUUGGAUUAAUGAUCCUGCAAUUCCCAUUGUUACCGGUUUCCUUGGAAAGGGUUGGAAAUCUGGUGCAGUUACUACCUUGGGUAGGGGUGGGAGUGAUUUGACAGCCACAGCCAUUGGUAGAGCCUUAGGCUUGCAAGAGAUUCAGGUGUGGAAGGAUGUCGAUGGGGUUUUGACUUGCGAUCCAAGUAUUUAUCCACGUGCAUUGCCUGUACCAUAUUUGACAUUUGAUGAGGCAGCUGAGCUUGCAUACUUUGGUGCCCAGGUCUUGCAUCCACAAGCCAUGAGACCCGCUAGAGAGAGUGAUAUUCCAGUUAGGGUCAAGAAUUCUUAUAAUCCUGAAGCUCCUGGUACCCUCAUCAAUAAGACAAGAGAUAUGAGCAAGGCUGUACUGACCAGCAUAGUUUUGAAGCGGAAUGUCACCAUGCUAGAUAUAGUUAGUACGCGGAUGCUUGGUCAAUUUGGCUUCCUUGCAAAGGUUUUUUCUAUCUUUGAAGAUUUGGGUAUAUCUGUGGAUGUUGUUGCUACCAGUGAAGUCAGUAUAUCUUUGACUUUGGAUCCAUCAAAACUUUGGAGCCGGGAACUUAUUCAGCAGGAACUUGACCAUGUAGUGGAAGAGCUUGAGAAAAUUGCAGUCGUGAAUCUCCUACAACACAGAUCAAUCAUCUCCCUCAUUGGGAAUAUUCAGCGUUCUUCUCUGAUUCUUGAGAAGGCAUUCAAUGUUCUCCGAACCAUUGGAGUGAAUGUCCAGAUGAUCUCCCAAGGGGCAUCCAAGGUCAACAUCUCAUUGAUAGUAAAUGAUAGUGAAGCAGAACAAUGUGUGAAGGCCCUUCACCAUGCUUUCUUCGAGAUUGGUGAUCUUUUCGAACUGAUGAUCCUGGAUGGUGGCGUCGAGAAUGGCUCAGCUUUGCCUUUGACAGUAGAAAAUCAACUAUGAACUUAGCCAUAAGUUUGAGGGAAAAAUAAUUUUGAAGAAAAAUAUGACCAAAAAAAAAGACGAGGGGUGGGUGUGGGGAAACAAAAAUUUCUUGUGUUUGGAUGUUAGUGGAAGAGUCGAGGAAAAGAAAAUGAAAUUAUUGAAAAAUGUACUUUUCUUACCUUUUUGUUUGAAAAAUUGGGAAGAGCAAUUUUUUAACCAAUUUGUCCCUUCUUUUCUUUUCUUUUUUUUCCUCAUUGUUUUGCAUGAAUAUCUAAACGGUAAAAAGCUUUUUCUUAAUUAUAUAUAUUUUAAAUUUCUUAAGUA
Messenger RNA from Vitis vinifera (wine grape), 2403 nucleotides. RefSeq names its product aspartokinase 1, chloroplastic. Gene Ontology annotation, cellular component: chloroplast stroma. The record is from RefSeq and is a predicted model, not a curated record. NCBI's taxonomy places the organism in Eukaryota, Viridiplantae, Streptophyta, Magnoliopsida, Vitales, Vitaceae. The transcript is spliced from 14 exons. Gene Ontology annotation, biological process: amino acid biosynthetic process. Gene Ontology annotation, molecular function: aspartate kinase activity. Bases 376 to 2097 code for a protein of 573 amino acids.